Drosophila teissieri is the source of this 1211-nucleotide messenger RNA. RefSeq names its product WD repeat-containing protein 5. The record is from RefSeq and is a predicted model, not a curated record. Gene Ontology annotation, molecular function: protein binding. Lineage: Eukaryota; Metazoa; Arthropoda; Insecta; Diptera; Drosophilidae. Bases 75 to 1106 code for a protein of 343 amino acids. The transcript is spliced from 2 exons.
CAGCGCCAUUUUGGCAUCUAAGGAAGUGUCAACCGCUUCUUAAGUAUUGAAUUCAAGGGGGAAAGAAUACAAUUAUGGAAUUGGCUGAAACAGCGGCUUCUGGAGAUCCCGAAACGGAAACCGCCAUUACGGAGGAUGCUUUUAAUUCCUUUAAGAUGCCGGUGCUACCGAGUCAGCUCCUUUGGCAGAACUCCGUAUCUCCGGGCUACGCCAUUAAGAGCUCGCUCCUCGGCCACAGUGGCUGCGUUACGGGUGUGAAGUUCAGUCCGGAUGGCGAGAGCUUGGUCAGCAGCUCCGCCGACAGGCUUCUCAAGCUCUGGGACGUGAGCUCAACCAGAUGCAUUCAAUCGCUGGUCGGACACGAGUACGGAGUCAACGAUGUGGCCUGGUCGGCGGCUGGACUGCUGGCUAGUUGCAGCGAUGACAAGACCGUGCGCCUCUGGGAUACUCGCAGCCAGCUCUGCGUUAAAGCUCUGGAGGGGCACGGCAGUUUCAGUUUCUCCUGCUGCUUUAAUCCGCAGGCCAAUCUGCUGGCCACCACGAGUUUUGACGAAACAGUGCGCCUUUGGGAUGUCCGCACUGGCAAAACGCUCAAAAUCGUCACCGCCCACCAGGAUCCCAUCACCUCAGUGGACUUUAACCGCGAUGGCAGUACUUUUGUCACCAGCAGCUUUGAUGGACUAGUGCGCCUGUGGGACUCGAGCACCGGACAUGCGCUGAAGACUCUCGUUGACGUUGACAACAUACCGGUCGGAUAUGUGAAGUUCUCACCGAACGGCCGCUACAUCCUGUCGUCCACGUUGAACAACACCCUUAAGCUAUGGAACUACAAUAAGCCCAAGUGCCUGAGGGUCUACCGCGGCCAUGUGAAUGAGUCCUAUUGCUUGACCUCCAACUUUUCCAUCACCGCCGGCAUUUGGAUUAUCUCCGGCAGCGAGGACAAUACGCUGUGCAUCUGGAAUCUGCAGACGAAGGAGCUGGUCCAAAAGGUGUGCACGGAGGGCGACCGGGUGUUGUGCAGCCAUUGCCAUCCCACGGCAAAUGUGAUUGCUACCGGCGCCCUACAGAAUGCAUUUGCCAUCAAAAUCUGGCAGAGCAGCGAGUAGUAGUUCCAACAAAUAACUAAAUCCCACUGAUUAGCUUGUAAUUAUUUUCUUUAUAUCAAUAAGCCGGCCAUGCUUUAAGCCAAACACGACGGUUGUCUUUGUAAU